AUUUCUGAAUAUUUAAUAUACGUACAUAUGUGUGUACAAUUAAGUUUUCCAAUUCAGUGUGAUCUAAUUGACUCAUCUCUCCUUUAGAUAAUUGCACACCUUCCCAACCGACUACUGCCCACGAAAAUACAUAUACAUACAUACAUUUUAAAAAACAAUUUCUAGGUUAAAGUGACCAUGGCCGACUCGGAAUCCACAGUGACCGUUGAGCUGACCCUCGGGGACAAAAUUGUCGUGACAAAGACAGCAGAAGGAAAAAUUCAAUGUCCCCUUUGCAGCGAACCCUUCAUUUCCAUCGCUUACUUUAAAGUCCACCACUCUCAGAAGCACACAAGCAAAGAGUUAAUCUGCAAAUUCUGCGGUCUCCAGAGCUUUCCUAAUCAGACGUCCUUCGAUGACCAUAAUAAAUCCUACCACUCUGAAACGGAUCCCCUAAAAUGUGUGAAAUGUGGAAGGAUUUCCAAGGACAAAAAAGCCUUUUGGCGACACAUUCGGGAAACCCAUCGUUCAAAAAAAUUUCCCUGCGCCGAGUGCGGAUUUGAGUUUACGAGGCCAGAAAAUCUAAAGGCGCAUCUUGAACAAAAACACUCCUCCAAACCUCUCCCCACCUUUGAUUGCAAAGAGUGUGGAAGAAAAUUCAAGGUGAAAACAACUUUAACGCAACACAUCUUAUCCAACCACCGAGAAUAUGCAAAACGAAAGUGUCCCAUCUGCGGAAAAGAAUUUGGUCGCGAAAGGCUGUUAAAAAUGCAUGUGAACAGCGUGCACGACAAAGUUCGGAAGUUUGAAUGCACCCUCUGCGACGUCAAGUUCUCUACGUCAGGCCACCUUUGUCGUCACAGGAAGUCAUUGACCCACAAGAUGAGGGAGGAAAGCGGGGAGAAAAAUGUGUCCUCACCCAUGCAAAAAACAAUCAAAGCUAAUGACAAUCGAGGUAGAAAAAGGAAAGUGCUGGAGAGUGAGGAGAGUAGUGAAGAAUCUGAGAUUAAAUCAGACCCACCUGACCAGUCAAAUUCCCUCCCAGAGAUAAGCACACGACCACAACGCCAAUGCAAAACUAAAGCUAAGGAACAAAUAUUAAAAACUGCUGAGAUUCAAAAAGAUGAUGACCACACUAGAUGGAAACUUGGUCCUCAACAAAAGCGAAGAAAAAAUACAUACGAAACAACAACGACGACACCAGUAGAAGAAUCCACCGAUAUUAUUAUGAUUGAUUCACAACUUGAACCACAUCCACGUCAAGAGUUAGAUGAUACUAGCUCAGAACCCACCACUGACAACGUGACGAUCUGCACGUCCACCAUCAAAGUGGAGGAACCAUUCCUCCAAAUUCUUGAAUUCCAAGAUGAUAACUGGGAAAAUGUUCCUCAAAUCACACAAGUAACUAGCUUAUCACAAGACGUCAAAAUCAAGCCAGAACCAUUAUCACCCUCUCCCACCCCGCAAAAAUGUUCACCUCGCCAAAAAUAUUUUUGUGCCUACUGCGACAAAGGAUUCAGAACCUUGGAAACCUGCGAAGCUCACGAACCCGACUGCGGAAAGUAUUCCAAAUCCAGGAAAACUUAUAAAUGCGAUGAAUGCGGAUUGGAACGAGGUUCUCGUCGAGCCUUAAAUCUGCACAAAAUCGUCCACGUGGACGAUCGCCCAUUCUCCUGUGACCUCUGCCCCCAACCAAACCCCACUUUUAAGAGAUUCUCAUCCCUUAAACAACACCAGGACAAGGCCCACUUUGGAAAGAUGUCGGCAUGGGAUAAAUACAAACUUACAGACCGCUCCGUCGAGUGACAUAUGUCGAAAAGUUCUCGCCAGCCAGAAAUCACUUAAUCGACACAUGGUGGAAAUUCAUCCGGCGGAUGGAGUUUUUAAACCACAUCAAUGUAAAUUCUGCCUGAUGCGGUUUAAGAGGAAGAGAGCCAUGGAGGAUCACAUCGCCUUGGAUCACGUCGACGAGAAAAAGUGGGAGUGCAAAAUUUGCUCCACGUGGUACAAUCGCGUCUGGAAGUUGAAGAUGCAUAAUAGGAAGAGCAAACGCCACCAACGCCGAGUGGCGGCUUUGGCGACGAAAAAGAGACGAACCGUGAAAACGAAUAAGACUAAAAAAUUUCCUGGAGCGCAUAAUAUCCUGCUGAGAAACGUGCCAGAGUCGGAGGAAGGAUUAGAUAUGGCGAAAUUGGCGAUGCAAAUUCUGAUUCCAUCCGUUCGAGUGAAUGUGUACAAUUUGAGAGUUGGCACGUUUCGGUAUGGGGGAAAAUUGAGGAGGUUGAGAUCACUCCGACCCCUCAGGGUUAUCCUGCCGAGUGUCUAUUAUAAAAAUAUAGCCAUAUCCAAUGCAAAGAAACUUAAGGAUGGGGAAAAUGGAUUGGGGAACAUUAUCGUCACCAAGGAUUUCAAGUGCAGAGAAGUUUUCGUCAAAAAGGACGGCUUGGAUUUUCGCGUGGUUCGAAAAUAGCAAAUUCAUUUAAAAAUGCACAAAUGCAUUUAAUUUAUAUUAGUUAGUGUUUGUUCUAUUUGCAUGCAUCAAUUAUGCCGCAUAAUUAUCACAGCAAACUUUCCAUGAUGUAGACCCGCAAUUACAUAUGAUACUUCACAUUUAAUAAUGUAUCAGAUUUAUGUAUUUAAUAACAAGUGUUUAUUUCAAUAUAGAUAGAUAAUUACUUACACAUUAGCUUAAUAACUAUUAAAUUUACUUAUCUACAAUAACUCACCACUUAAAUAAAAUAUUUAUAUUUUAA
This is a messenger RNA of Folsomia candida, 2732 nucleotides long. RefSeq names its product gastrula zinc finger protein xFG20-1. The record is from RefSeq and is a predicted model, not a curated record. The transcript is spliced from 3 exons. Lineage: Eukaryota; Metazoa; Arthropoda; Collembola; Entomobryomorpha; Isotomidae. The coding region runs from base 178 to 1785 and encodes 535 amino acids.